AUGGACUUCAUCACCAAGAAGACUACCCAUCAAAUCAUGCCACUCUUCAGUACCUUUUGGACGUCAGCACCGGCUAAGUCGGAGGAGGAAAAGGUGGAGGCAUCGGAGGCAAAGGACAAAGGCCCUAUGAUAAUCGUCAACGCACCAUCUACUGAGAAUUAUCACGCGGUGGAGGAUACCGUUGGAGGAACCGACCGACCUUUAUCGACUGCGAGUCUGGACGCCACCGCAAUCCCAUUACCCAUGUCCCCUGCGCCAACUUCACCCGAAAUCACAAAGGUUUCAUCGAAGAGGAGGAGAAAGACUAGAUCGUUCACUCCGAGCAAGGUCUUCCUACUCAAAACGCAAGCAGCGAAACGAUCGGACGGGAAGAAGGGCCGGAUGGCAGCAUCUGAUGUGACCAUUCACUUUCCUAAGCUGCACAUUGAUAAGGGUAUGCCCGAAGAUAUGCAGGAUAGACUUGUGGAGGCGUCUAAUGCCGCUGAUGUGGAUCUGGAUGGGUGA
This is a messenger RNA of Orbilia oligospora ATCC 24927, 504 nucleotides long. RefSeq lists its product as uncharacterized. The transcript has a single exon. The coding region runs from base 1 to 504 and encodes 167 amino acids. The record is from RefSeq and is a predicted model, not a curated record. NCBI's taxonomy places the organism in Eukaryota, Fungi, Ascomycota, Orbiliomycetes, Orbiliales, Orbiliaceae.